This is a messenger RNA of Ornithorhynchus anatinus (platypus), 1790 nucleotides long. It is a transcript of the gene NPFFR1, whose product is annotated as neuropeptide FF receptor 1. The transcript has 7 exons. NCBI's taxonomy places the organism in Eukaryota, Metazoa, Chordata, Mammalia, Monotremata, Ornithorhynchidae. The record is from RefSeq and is a predicted model, not a curated record. Gene Ontology annotation, cellular component: membrane. Gene Ontology annotation, biological process: G protein-coupled receptor signaling pathway. Gene Ontology annotation, molecular function: peptide binding; neuropeptide receptor activity. The coding region runs from base 1 to 1683 and encodes 560 amino acids.
AUGGCGCGGAGGGACCCCCCCCAGAACCGUCCCUGCGGACGGCAAAGGCAAGAGGCCGAUGCGGUGGGGCCCGGAGCCUACAGCCAUCACGAAGCGGCCGAAGAGGCGGACUUUGGAGCGAGAUCCAUCAGCUCCCAGCCAUCUGAUCUCUCACGGACGAUAGCUUUCGAGCGGCAUCUUCUCUGCACCGAGCCCGCUCCCCCGGGGUAUGGCGACAAGCCUUUUAAGCGCCGCAUCCGCCUUCAGGAAGCUGGUCUCCUCUCCCCCGGCCUGGAGGAGCGAAGCCAGGACGAGACAGUGAUGGCGUACGUGGUAUUGUUUGGAAAGGCGCUAUGGAUUGCAACUGCCAUCGAACUCACCACAGGUACCGUCCCCCGCCCUGCCAACAGGAGCUCUCCAGACCCGAGGAACGGGACCGCCGCCCAGAUCCCCCCAGGCGGAAACCUCACCUUCUCCUCUUACUACCAGCACUCCCCGCCCGUGGCCGCCAUGUUCAUCUUGGCCUACGUCCUCAUCUUCCUCAUGUGCAUGGUGGGCAACACGCUUGUGUGCUUCAUCGUGGUGAAGAACCGUCAGAUGCGGACGGUCACCAACAUGUUCAUACUCAACCUGGCGGUCAGCGACCUCUUGGUGGGCAUCUUCUGCAUGCCCACCACCCUGGUGGAUAACCUGAUCACGGGGUGGCCCUUCGACAACGUCAUGUGCAAGAUGAGUGGCUUGGUGCAGGGCAUGUCCGUAUCGGCGUCGGUCUUUACCCUCGUGGCUAUUGCAGUGGAAAGGUUCCGCUGUAUCGUGCACCCCUUCCGGCAGAAACUGACCCCAAAGGAGGCCCUGGUGACCAUCGUCGUCAUCUGGGCCUUGGCCCUGGCCAUCAUGUGCCCGUCGGCCGUCACGCUGACCGUCACCUGGGACGAGCACCACUUCAUGGUGGAUGGCCAGAACCGCUCCUACCCGCUCUAUUCCUGCUGGGAGGCCUGGCCCAGCAAGGGCAUGCGCAAGAUCUACACCACGGUGCUCUUCUCCCACAUCUACCUGGCCCCGCUCACGCUCAUCGUCGUCAUGUACGCCCGCAUCGCCCUCAAGCUCUUCAAGUCCUCCGCUCCGGCCCGGGGUUCCCAGCCGGACGGGGCGGCCGUGGAGCGGAGGCGGGUGUCCAAGCGCAAGGCCAAGGUGGUGAACAUGCUGAUCAUCGUGGCCCUGUUCUUCACCCUCUCCUGGCUGCCCCUGUGGUCCCUCUUGCUCCUGACGGACUACGGCCACCUGAGCGAGCGGCAGAUCCACGUGGUCACGGUUUACAUCUUCCCCUUCGCCCACUGGCUGGCCUUCUUCAACAGCAGCGCCAACCCCAUCAUCUACGGCUACUUCAACGAGAACUUCCGCCGAGGCUUCCAGGAGGCUUUCCGGACCCGGUUCUGCUCGCUGGUGUGGGGGGAACACAGAGAGACCUACUCCGAGCGACCCGGGGGACUCUUGGGGGGAGGUGCCCGCAACCGGAUCUUUGUGGAGGUGCGGGCCAGCGACUCCGCCCAGCCCAGCGAGGCUGGGCAGAGCAGCCUUCCGUCCAGGACGGGUCGGUUCUCCCUGCGCAACGGGCGGGUGGGACAUCUCAGCCUGGCCCGAGAGGACUUGGAUGGCGAGAACUGCUCCCACGUGCCCCUGGGCAUCCCAGCUUGGGAUAUCUGAGGGGACCGGUCCAUGGGGGAGCCCUUUGGCUGAUGAACCUGAUUUGGCAAAGCUCUGAAUCCAGUAGCCGGGGGAGGGCGAGCUGGUGGGGGAGGAAAAAGAAAAGA